Messenger RNA from Durusdinium trenchii, 3109 nucleotides. Lineage: Eukaryota; Dinophyceae; Suessiales; Symbiodiniaceae. The record is from the annotation of a GenBank genome assembly.
CACCAAAAAGUCAGCAGGAAGCAAUGGCCUAAGCUGACAGCUGUGACAACACUGCUGCAAGAACCGCUGCUGAAGAGGCUCAAGAUCUUGUUUUUGGGGCUAGAUCUUUGAGACCGCCCAGCUUAAUUAGGCGCCAUCCGCCCCUGAAGGGAGCGAGAUGUUGGGCGGAGGGGAGCUGGUAAAGCAGGUGAGCAUCUUCGGCUUUGGCUAUAACCGCACGAACUAUCAGCUCGACCAAGGGCAACGAUGGGCACGCUACACCGCAGGCCGGGCGAAUGAACUUAAAAGGUUCGCCAUGUUCAGAGAGGAUGUGUCCGAUCUUGCCUCUGUGUCAGUGAGCAAGUUGAAGGUGUACGUGCCAGUCCUUACGAUGAGCUUGGGAUAUGUGCUGACCGUCUUGGUGGAAGCACGUUCUGGGUUGAAGUUCCCUGGGCCACCGACCUUCGCUUCUGGUCUGUAUCUGAAUUGCUUGGGAGUUGCCUUCGCCUGGAUGACACUCUCCAUUUGGCUCUGCUGGCAUGCGGCCAUGCGGGCUCAGGUGGCCAUGGUGCAGCUGAGGACGCGCCAUGUUCGCCUGCCCGUCCCCACGCAGAGGCAGCUGGACAGCGCACGAAAAAUCCUCUCGAGCUACGAGGAGCAGGGCGUCUAUGACAUCUUCCGCCUGCCCUUCGUGAUGCCGCAAGGUGGUGAUGCUCCAGUCGAGAAGGAUGAAGAAUCCAAAGAGGAGCUGAAGGGCAGCUACAAGAAAGGCGGCUUACCAGGUAUGGCUGCCAAGAUGAAGGGAAAAGUGAAAGAUCUUCAUACUGAGACGGGCGGAGACAUCAAGGAAAUCGGUCAUGCUGCACGAAUGCCUGGCUUCACCACCGGUGCCCCUUCAUGGGUGGAGAAGGAGAUUGAGGCGCGUGAUGACUUGCCGAAAGCCUCUCCAAGCGCUUUUGGGAACGAAGCGCCUCCUGAGCCCUAUGAGCACUUCGAGAUGAUCCGCCAAGCUCAGAAGGACUACUGGUGCGCAGAAGCAUAUGCUCGUGUGACCUUCUUGAUUGGAAAGAUGCACUUGAUCCAAUCAUUCGCCUAUUGGCUUCCCAUCCAUUGUAUCGCGGAGCUGGGCUUGGUGUGGAGUGCAACAGUCUGCUGCUCUUGCUUGGUUGCAGCCAUUUGGAUCAUGUUCCGCAUGGAUGUGCUCCCUUCACAUGGUGGUUGUUUCCCGAUUGAAUUCGGAGGGCCUUUCAUCGAAACCAUCUCCUUGGCUUUGGCAUAUACGCACCAUCCAACCUCACAGGUCCUCGAUAUCUCCCGGGCGGUGGCCAUUGUGGUGCUCCUGAUGCAGAUUGGCCAGACCAUCCGUUUCUAUGUGGUGUCUCAGCCUGGGAAUGGUGAGCCUGAGAUCAAACAGGCUCGUGAAGCAGACAACCGGCUUUUCAACCAAGCUGCUUCUUGCGAGAGCCCUAUCUGGUUGCCUGCCGCCUUCCAGACAGUCUCUUACUUGGUGGCACCUCCAAAGGUCGAGAAACAACUGGAGAAGGAACGAAAGUCACGUGAUCACGACCACGUGCAAGAGGAUCCCAUGGUGAAUGUGGACAUGACUCCAUGGUAUUACGUUCGGACCUUGCUGAUUAUCACAGCACUGAGUUGGUUUGUGUUGCUGACUGGCCGCGUGGUUGAAUGUGUCAUGGGCGAGAGGAUGUUGGUGCAAAACCCUGGGGCUCCUCCCUGGAGCCGCGCUGGCCGAUGGUAUGGAUGGGAAAGUGGCCCCAUUACAUCCAAGCACUACGCUCACGUCACACCAAUGAGAGGACACUUCGCUUGGCAGAAGGGCUGGGGGCCGCAAGGGCAACAAGAGAUCUGGGCCAGCGAUAUGUUUGGAUUCCAUCCUGAGGCAGAUAUGCAUUGGUCUGAGGCAGAAGGUCCUGAGCCUUUGGUGGGAGCUGCCGGGGUUGGGAAGAACACUUGGUUCAAUGGAGUCAUCCACUACGCGCGCGUCUACACUGGAGAGCACAGUUGGUUGGACAGUGGGGGUCACCGUCGCUUGAGCGAGAAGCAGAUGCCCACCUCAGUCCGCCCAGUGGUGCCAGCAGCCUUGCAGUGGCCAGCUGGCUUGGAGCCAGAGCUCUUGGCCUGUGGGUCAGAAGGGAUGGUGGCAAUGGCUCGAGGUGGAAUGGGCGCCUAUCUUCCUCCAUCCACUGAAGGUGGCUUCGGCACCGUGAUGCCUUUCACACUUGAAGGCUUGAUGAAGAUGGGCUUGGCACAAAGCCUCAGUUGGGGAGAUGAAGGGCUGUUGGCUCACACAAGCUCUGGAGCUGUGGUUUCCUGCCCAAUGACUGCCGCAGGUGGCACCUUCCAUUGCUCUUCCGUGGAUCUUCCCCCGCUUCCAACCUAUGGGAAGCAGAUGGCCGUGGUCUUGGCCGCCACCAAGGAACAUCCUUUCCGCGCUGCGGUGGUUGCAGAGGGCAAGGUGAGAAUGCACGCACUGAAGCCUUUGGGUCUCGAACGUGACUGGCACGUCAUGGCGGAGCUCGACCUCCCGCUCCAGUCCGAGGUGACCUCGUUGACAGGUGAUCAUCAGAAGAUUGUGGUGUCCAUGCAGGACGGCUCCAUCCUCCUUUGGUCCUUCACCAGCCAUGGCCCAUCCUCAGUGCUUCAUGAAGCCCCAGCUGCUGGACCUCGUCGGACCUGGAACUCGGCGUGCGCCGGGUUCCAGGGCCGCAUCAUGCGCUUGGCGUCCAAGUGGCGGAAACACCCAGCUGGGCACACCGAAUGGACACCUGAACUGCUCUUUUAAUGGGGUGUUCCAGCUCCCAGGAAUCGGGCAACCACUUGAGUUGUGGAAGUUUGACAGGUUGAAGUGGUUUUUUUUGUCGAAGUAUUUCUCGGUUGCGCGAGUCUUAAUUUGAACCAAGACUUUUGGAGCAGCCCCGAGCGGACUCCUUAUCACUCGAGAAUGUAGAGUGACAGCUUUAUGGGAUGCAAGAUGGCCUCCUUCACUGAAGGUGGCGGAGGUCAGAUUGUUGUGGUGGGUGGCUUUCUCCGAAGCCUAUGCUUCAUUUCUUUUACUUGACCCACUGCAUUUCUCCCUAAGACCGGUGUAACGUGCCCAAGGCUGCAAUCUUGC